ACCUAUGGAUGUUAUGCACUGUGUUACCUACUCAAACCACUAGGUGGAAACAUGUGCGCAGGCAGUCACAGUCUACAGCCCAUGCCUUUGAUCACAGAGUCAACUUCAGAUUUUUUUCCAAAGAGUGGGAGGGCCUGUGCGGUUUGUGCUCACUGUUGCGCUGGGGUGAUGACCACUUUUGCCUUCUGAAUUAGCUAGCAACAUGUUAGCUAGCUAUCAUGACAGGUUUGGUUCAUGAAGCAGUGUUUCGCGCAGCUUUAUUGCGCCUUUGUUGGAUGUGAUCUGGGAAAUGAGGAGAUAAGACCUUGCUGGUGAAACUCUCUCGAAACACUCUGGAAUGCUGAAGAAUGAAAACAUGUUCAUUUACGACAUACCUCCAAAUGUGAUGUACGAGUUCACAAGAGUUAUGGAUACUCUUUCCCAGUCUGAUUGGAUCGGAUUUGCCUCUCACGUGGUAUUGGAUCAAACUGAACUUCGAUCAAUCGAGCGUUGUGAAAAUCGGACAGACAGGCUGAUGAACAUCUGGAGCUGCAGAAAUGGAACUCUAGCAGAUCUGCUACAUGUCCUCGAGCAGCUAAAGAUGUUUAGGGCUCGUGACAUUCUAAUCAAAGGAAUGCAUAUCGUUCACCCAAGUCCUUCACAAAAUCCGCCCUCCUUCCCUCCACCUCCUCUUCCUCAUCCUCCUCCCCCUCAACCUUGUCAUGCUUCUCUGCCAUCCACUUGGCUUUAUCCAGUCAAAGAAUCCCCAGCAACAAGCACCAUAUCACUUCCAGAUGGUAGACAUCUACCUUUACCCUGCCCUCCGCCUGCAGAGUUGAUGUCUCAAGAUGAAAGAAGGCCACCUACAGAGCCAUCGAGUCUAAAGUCUGAAGAGGACCUCUACAGCUCUCUGUCGUGUGCCAUGUGCUGGCCCCUCGAGGAGAUCCAGAGAGGCACCGAUAACUUCUCCUCGGCACGCCAGAUUGGAGAAGGAGGCUUUGGACUGGUGUAUAGAGCCACUAUGCGAAACACUGAUUAUGCCGUGAAGAAACUGAAAGAGGAUUCUCAGCUUGACUGGGCAUUAGUAAAACAAAGUUUCAAGACAGAAGUGGAGAAAUUGUCAUUAUACAGACACCCCAACAUCCUGGACUUUGCAGGCUACAGCAUUGGGGAUGGGACACAUUGUCUCCUGUACGUCUUUAUGCCCAACGGGUCACUGGAGGAUAGACUCCAAUGUCAGAAUUCAAAUGGCCUGUCUUGGUCCCAACGCAUUCAUGUCCUACAGGGAGCAGCCAAGGCCAUUCAGUUUCUUCACGCCUGCUGUCCAAAGGUCAUCCAUGGAGACGUCAAGAGUUCAAACAUCCUCCUUGGGCAACACCUGGAGCCUAAGCUGGGGGAUUUCGGGCUGGCUCGACUGUGCAAAAGCCCGGGCAGAGCAGCGGGGGGCAAGACGACCACUGUGGCCCAGACCAAGACGGUGCAGGGGACACUGGCGUACCUGCCUGACGAGUACCUGAAGGACCAUCAGCUGGGAGUGGAAAUCGAUAUCUACAGCUUUGGAGUGGUUUUGCUGGAAGUACUGACUGGCAGAAGAGCCUUGGAAGUCACCGAUCAGUCGAAAGCAGUCUACCUGAAAGACUUGGUGGCAGAGCUGGAGGAGGACGGAGGUAGCCUCCACACGGGAAAGCACAGUAAGGCCGAGUGCAUUUCGCCGGCAGCACACAGCAUCUGCAGGAGCCAUCUGGACUCCAGAGUUGUGGCUGCAGGCAACGCCGCCCCGAGUGGCUCUCUCGAGAUCGCUCAGCUCGCUUGUCAAUGCCUGCACAAGAGGAGGAAAAAAAGGCCCCCGAUGUCUGAGGUCUUCAAGACUCUCAUGAGCAGCUGUGCAGAUCAGACGUACACAUGCAGAUCAACAGUCAGCUUGUCUUCAGCACUGCCUCCGCCACCUCCUCCAAAGACACCUGCCUCCGCAGAUUCCUCUGUAGAGGCUCUGCAAUCUGAAUUUACAAAGCUAAGACCACAAGAACACACAUACUACUGCAGUCCACACGAACCUGUAUCCUCUCUCAGUUCUGCUUCAUCUGCUUCAACAACUUUAUCAUCUUCGUCUGGACUUCCACCAAUUGACCGGAGCAGAGACACUCGGGGCAUGAGCCCUUCUUCCCACCGCGUUCCCUGUGAAUCGGAUGAAAGUCUGGGGUUCUCACAGUACCUAAGCUCCUCAGAGUCGUCAACGAGUCCAAAGGGGAGCAUGCCUGGGACAUUGAGGAGCGAAGGAGAUGGGGAUUACAGUUCAUGUGCUUCAUGGACUGGGGCCUCUCAGGCCAGCUCUGGAGCAGGCCCAUCUAGCCAAGAAGUGGUGGUUAACCCAGCCAAGCAGCAAAUGGUACAGAAAAUGCUCUUCUCGUCUGGAUUGUUCUCUUCUCGAAGUGGCUCUUAUGGUGAUGUAAGCACCAGUAGCCAGGAGCCAGUGGAGAGUGAGGAGUCUGAGUACUAAAAUACCCAGAGGACAGUCCAAGGAAGAUGAUGUGAAGACGAUUCAUGUGCUUUAAAAGUUCAGUUAUGGUCCUCAAAUGGUGUCUGUCAUACAUAAGCACUGAAAAGAUUAUGUUGAUUAUGUUUUUGCAAAUGCAUUUGGUACAGAUAGGAGUUCUUAUCCAUAUUGUUUACAUGCAUGAAAAUCCGCUUGGUGUUACACUCAAAGUUCAUUCUUGGUGGAGGGUACUUACUGAUUUCAUUUUAAGCUGAAUUUAAGUUGCAAUUUAGCCAGAUGAGUACAUUCAGGUCUACGUGUCUUUGAUGCAGCAUCAUUGUACAAUUUGUAUGUACUCCAUGUUUUUGUUGCUGCAACUUGGGUACAGAAUGUUGUGUUUUGGUACAAUUGUUAAAUUAUAGGUUUAUUAUAGGUCUUCAUGUUUUGUACUUUUCCUGAGAAUUAAAAAAAAUAUUGUUAAGUACAUAAUUGUUUAGUACAUAAUUGAUGAGUGGUGGACUCUUACUGUUUUGGAGAAUGCAAGCAGAGGGUUAAGUCCUGUAGUUAAUCCAGUUGUAAAAAAAAAAAAAAGUUACAUUCCUUUGUUAGGGAAGUAAUAUCUAUUAUCUAGAAUAAGUUAUUGUUUUGGCGGAAGUGCAGUGUGUUGGUGUGUACUGUGUCAAAUUAUUACGUGUACAGGGGGAAACGUUUUAACGUUUCAAAUCUUAAUUCAGAUUUGUUUUUGAUUCAUCCUAAUCACAACACUGGCUCAAGCGCUUACCUUACUCCCUAGUACUGAAGCAUACGGGCAGCAGCGGUAUUUAAUUAUCAACGGGGGUUGUCAAGAAGAUGGCGGCUUCCUGGGCGGCAUGAAAGGAUGUAGAGCUGCCAAUAUUCGCAGUGAUAGAAAUAUCCGGGGUUGAAUUUUAUGACUGAGUACCACCACAAGGCAUUUUAUUAAUAUAACAACCCGAAACAAGUAAGUAUGUUGUGAAGCUAAGAAAGGAGGUCAAAUUGUGUUGCUUUGAGGUAUCGGCUAACGGUGUAUCCGCCAUUUUUCUUGAGGGAAGCUAGCAAGGGGCUACGCUAAUUGAAUACUGAACUGUAAACGAUAGCUUGACUUUCACAUUCACAAGUGAAUAAACAAACU
Messenger RNA from Engraulis encrasicolus (European anchovy), 3602 nucleotides. RefSeq names its product interleukin-1 receptor-associated kinase 1 (gene irak1). Gene Ontology annotation, molecular function: ATP binding; protein binding; protein kinase activity. Bases 338 to 2476 code for a protein of 712 amino acids. The transcript has 14 exons. Gene Ontology annotation, biological process: signal transduction; protein phosphorylation. The record is from RefSeq and is a predicted model, not a curated record. NCBI's taxonomy places the organism in Eukaryota, Metazoa, Chordata, Actinopteri, Clupeiformes, Engraulidae.